Molecule: messenger RNA, 1461 nt
Organism: Lithohypha guttulata
Lineage: Eukaryota; Fungi; Ascomycota; Eurotiomycetes; Chaetothyriales; Trichomeriaceae
Gene: ARG8
Product: acetylornithine aminotransferase
Exons: 1
Coding region: 1-1461 (486 amino acids)
Biological process (GO): arginine metabolic process
Cellular component (GO): mitochondrial matrix
Molecular function (GO): identical protein binding; transaminase activity; pyridoxal phosphate binding
Source: RefSeq, a predicted model, not a curated record
AUGUCUCAGCGAUUUGUUCUUCGAGCUUUGCCUCGACAGUUUACUGCCCAACAGGUAUCCCGCACAUUUGCACGAAGAUAUGCCUCUCCAGCAGCUGUCCCAGUCUCCUCGACUGUUCCCGAAGCCGAGAUCAGACAUGAAAUCUCUGUUCCAAACCCUGACCCAGGACCCGAUUCACCUACCAUGACAUUCUUGAACGAUCGAGCCUCGUACAUGGUUCCCACCUAUGUUCGUCCUCCACCUAUGAUGGCCAAAGGAGAAGGGUGCAUACUCUUCGACAACGAGAAUAGAGCAUACCUCGAUUUCACUGCUGGGAUUGCUGUUACCUCGUUAGGUCACUCUGAUCCUGGAGUAGCUCGCAUUGUCGCGCACCAAGCCCAAACGCUGAUACAUGCCUCAAACCUCUACUAUAAUCCAUGGACGCCCGAGUUGUCAAAGCUCAUGGUGGAAGAGACACGAAGGCAAUCACCUGGUUCACCUCUUAGUCAAGUGUUCAUUUCGAAUUCUGGCUCUGAGGCCAACGAAGCUGCUCUCAAAUUUGCGAGAAAGGUGCCAUAUGAAAAAGACCCGAAUACUACUCAGCGAGACAUCGUCUCAUUCCACGGUUCGUUUCAUGGCAGGACAUACGGUUCGCUUUCUGCAACACCCAACAAGAAAUACCAGCCACCAUUUGCACCUAUGCUACCUGGCUUUCGCUAUGGAAACUACAAUGACGUAGAGGCUGUUCCCCACCUUAUCACAAAAGAUACAGCUGGUGUCAUUGUUGAGCCGAUUCAGGGAGAAGGAGGAAUCAAUGUUGCCAGUACUGAGUUUUUGCAGGCCUUGAGGAAGAGGUGUGACGAGGUUGGAGCCAUCCUAAUAUUCGACGAGAUCCAGUGUGGCCUAUCCAGGACGGGUGAUCUGUGGGCGCAUACUGCAAGUGGUGUGCAUCCUGAUGUUCUCACGACUGCCAAGGCUCUCGGCAAUGGCAUACCUGUAGGCGCUACACUCGUGUCCUCAGAGACUGUCGCUCCCUAUAUCAAAACCGGUGAUCAUGGCACUACAUUCGGCGGCAACCCAUUCUCUUGCCGAGUGGCUCAUCACGUGUUCACUCGUCUUUCCGAACCCAACCUACAGGAAGAGGUUCGGAUCAAGUCGACCUUGUUCUUUAGUGCUUAUGAUAUUAUGAAAGAGAAAUAUCCUGGUGUUUUGACUGCUGUUCGAGGUCGUGGUCUCAUUGUGGGCUACCAGAUGAGCGACGAGCACAAAUCGAAAGCUACCGAGGUCAUUACAGCAGCACGAGAGAGGGGCUUGCUCAUCAUCACAGCAGGUGACGGUGUCAUCCGCAUUGUCCCCCCUCUCAUCAUAACAGCUGAAGAGAUCAACAAAGGUCUUGAGAUUCUUGACGAGGCCAUGGCUGUUGUUUUCACCAAGCCGGACGAGGUCAAGAAAACUAAGGGACAACAGGAAAUGGUGGGAUGA